Messenger RNA from Phytophthora sojae, 1047 nucleotides. RefSeq lists its product as hypothetical. The record is from RefSeq and is a predicted model, not a curated record. The transcript is spliced from 3 exons. Gene Ontology annotation, molecular function: protein binding. NCBI's taxonomy places the organism in Eukaryota, Oomycota, Peronosporomycetes, Peronosporales, Peronosporaceae. Gene Ontology annotation, biological process: ribosomal large subunit biogenesis. Gene Ontology annotation, cellular component: preribosome, large subunit precursor; nucleolus. The coding region runs from base 1 to 1047 and encodes 348 amino acids.
AUGCGCGUCCUGGUAGGCGACGAGACCGGCUUGCUCAAGUCCAUUGAGCUGGAGAAGAACGAGCAGCGCGUGCUGUCCAGCCGCGCUCAACCGCAGGCGCGCGCCGGAGGCAUCCAGCGUCUGUGCUGGUACGCGGACGAGCGCGAGGCCGCCAACUUCCAGCGCAACGUGGUGCUGGCGCGCGCCGACGGCGUCGUGGAGAGCUACGAGGCGAAAGGACGCGCUGCGUGGGCCUCGACGUUAUCCACAAGUUCGGCUCGGUGGUGCAGUGCUCCGACACGGGCGACGUGCUGGCUGGAGGCUGCGAACCAGACGGCGAUCGGCGUGGGCGGCAAGGAGCACGACCUGAACCUGUGGUCGCUGGAGACGCAGCAGGUGCUGUUCAAGGCCAAGAACGUCACGCACGACAAGCUCGACAUGCGCGUGCCCGUGUGGGUCAAGGACCUGCGCUUCCUGUCCACGCCCGGCAACAGCAACGGCCACCGAGUGGUUGUGGGCACUGGCCACCGCCACGUCAGGAUUUACGACACGAACACCAAGCGGCGGCCAGUGCAGCAGCUCGACAACUUCGGCGAGAACCCCAUCCAGUCGCUCUGCGUGUCGCCCGACGAGACGCGGGUGUACGUGGGCGACACGGCAGGCAACUUGGACAUCUUGGACCUGCGCACGCUCAAGCACAUGGGCCGCUGCACGGGCCCCGUGGGCUCCAUUCGCGACAUCGCAUGCCACCCGACGCUGCCCUACAUCGCGGCGGUGGGACUCGACCGCAUGGUGCACAUCUUUGACAUCAACACGCGCAAGUAUCGCCACACGAUCUACGCCAAGCAGAGACUCAACAGCGUGCUGUUCUGCGCGGACGGCCUCAAGGACAUCCCGAUUGCGGACGAUGAGCCUGCGCGCAAGAAGCGGAAAUCUGAAGACGACGAGAUGGAGUUCGGCGAUGACGACGACGAAGAGGAGGAAGAGGCGUACGAGGGUCUCGAGAUUAGCGACGAGGAGGAAGAAGACGACGACGACGACGACGACGAUGCUGAAGAAGAGGAGUAA